AUGUCUAUACCAAGAGCUCAACAAAAUCCGAGUGACGAGGAAAUUGCACAGUUGUUAAAUGAGCAAACAUUACCGGGGUUUGAGUCUGAGACUAAAAAACCAAAAGUAUGUAAAAGUAUUGACGAGUUGGAAAUGUAUAUUUUAUUGCAAGAAUGUGGAAUAUUAAACCAAACCUAUUCAAAUAAAAAUGUGAACAAUUCUCAG
Molecule: messenger RNA, 204 nt
Organism: Ambispora leptoticha
Lineage: Eukaryota; Fungi; Glomeromycota; Glomeromycetes; Archaeosporales; Ambisporaceae
Source: the annotation of a GenBank genome assembly